Molecule: messenger RNA, 452 nt
Organism: Eurytemora carolleeae
Lineage: Eukaryota; Metazoa; Arthropoda; Copepoda; Calanoida; Temoridae
Exons: 8
Coding region: 108-452 (114 amino acids)
Source: RefSeq, a predicted model, not a curated record
CCAAAAAGGCAAAGGCAGAGAAAACUAGGUCUUCAUCUAAAGUUAAACCAAUUCUGAAAAAACAGCAUUCACAUCCACAAACAGAAAAAGUGAAUAAAAAUGUUGAGAUGGAGGAUUUAAAUGUGAUUGUGAGAUAUGAUGGUAACAGACAAACCAGUUUUACUUCAAGGGAUGAGACAUUUGGGCCUGGUAGUAGCGCAGAUGAAAAUGACUUAAUAGACGAAGAGUUGAGAAUUGCUGAAUCAAUGAGUCUGGCAGUAUUUCUGUCUCUACAACAGGAUCAAGAUCACCAGGAUCAACUGGAACAGGACACUCUACAGAGAAGAGGAGUAAUUGGAGGAAUAGCCCCAUUAGAAACCUUGGAUGAAGUGGCAGAGGACUCCUGUACUCCUAGUCCAGCAUGUAUACAAGGAAUUUGGGACAGAGAUGAUCAAAUUGAAUCUGGUAAGUAG